This is a messenger RNA of Bactrocera neohumeralis, 2302 nucleotides long. Its product is annotated as histone H2B.v2-like. The record is from RefSeq and is a predicted model, not a curated record. The coding region runs from base 1135 to 1824 and encodes 229 amino acids. The transcript has 5 exons. Lineage: Eukaryota; Metazoa; Arthropoda; Insecta; Diptera; Tephritidae.
UGCUGAUUUUGCUGCAAGAAAAUAUAAAGAUCAUCAUUUGAAUAAAUUUAUUUCUUCAAAAUCACCUUUGGAAAAAAUAAAUUUAAAUAUGAUCAGUAAAGUGCCAUUGGAUCCAAUACAUUUCAUUGACAUGGGUGUUACCAAGAAAAUGUUGAUUACCUUAUUGAAAAAAAAAUCAAAGUACAAAAUGAGCAAAAGUAGCUAAGAACAAAUGUCAUCCCAAUUUAAGUUGAUAAGGAAAUAUAUUCCAAAAGAGUUUGUAAGAUUUCCAAGGAGUUUCAAAGAAAUUCACCAUUGAAAAGCAACAGACUUUCGAUAAUUUCUGCUUUACACUGGAAUCUUAUUGUUAAAAGACCACGUGCACGAAGAUUUUUAUUAUGAAUUUCUGCUUCUUCAUUGCGCGUGUAGACUUCUUUCUUGUGCAUCUAAUUAUUUACGAAAUUUGAGUACAGCCAGAGCUAUGUUACAAUUGUUUGUUGACAAUUUUGCAGUUAUAUUUGGCCGGGAGUCUGUAUCGUACAACGUCCAUGGUUUACUCCAUAUUUGCGACUGUGUUGAAGAAUUGGGUUGUCUUUACACAUUUUCAGCAUAUGAUUUUUAAAAUCAUUUGCAAUUAAUUAAAAAAAAAUGUCAGGAAGCCGACACAAAUUCUUCAACAAUUGGCAAAUAUAAAUGAAAUUUCAGAAUUUUUUUCAAUGAAAGCAAAAUAGAAAUUAAAGAAAAAAAUAAUAUAAUUACAAGUUUUAGGAUGAAAAUUUUUUAUUUAAGUUCAAAGACACAAGAUAAUGCUUGCGUUAUUUUGCCAGAUAUACCGUCUUCAAUUAAAAAAAUUUAAAAGUCAAAUGCAGGAGAAAUAAUAUUGGAAGCAGUCCGGUUUAAAGAUGUCCAUCCGUUCUUUACAGCUCCAUUCACUUCAUUAGCUCUAGGAAUAGAACUUUCGGAUUCAUUAUCUGAAGAAAUUGAAGAAUUUAAAGCAGAUGAUGUAGCAUAUAAAUUGAUGUUGCUUCCUUCUUCACAAAAUUUUCUACUAUUGCCUUUAUUAAAUAGCUGCACUUUUUAAUAGAUAACAAAAAACAAAAGGAAUAUAAAAAAAUAUAAUAUAAAAAAUAUAAUAUAAAAAAACCACAUAUUUAUAUGAAAAUGACUCAACAACAACCAAAUCAGAUAAGACAAUUUGACUUCAAAGAGAAUGAAAUAAUAUUUUAUGAUUCGCAAAUUCAUUCCGAAAACAACUAUAGCGCCAGCAGCAAUAACAACAACUAUCUCAAAACCAAUAAUAAUACCAACUUCCCCAACAGCAAUAGCAAAACUUGUGAAAGGUGCAAAUUUUUGGAGGCUAAAAUUGACGAUUUGAACACCAAAUUUGACAACAUGCUAGAUUACCUUAAAAAAAUGAUGGAAGUUCAGGCAAAGCAAAGCGCCCAAUUAAGCGUUCUUGUUAAUAAGGACGCAGAUAUGAGGAAUUUGAGCAAACUCUUCCUUAUUAAAACCAUUGAAGAAAUGGAAAGCGUCAAUAACGCCAUAAAUCAGGUGAACAUCAAUGAAUAUAUUAACGCAAUAAAACACUUAUUAAAGGGGGAUCCUGAAAAGCACUUUGAGAAAAUUAUCUCCAGAUCUAUGUGCAACGAAGUCAAUGUAGGCGGCGUCCAUGGCAAGAUUUGCCUCAAAAAAUAUACUUCCUUGUAUGAUGUGAUUAUAAUAACAGGUGGAUUGUCGGCGACGUCAGAAAAGCCCGAUAAGCAACUGUCGAAAUGCCUCCACAUUGUUAAAAAAAGGCUGUAUAGAUUAACCACAGUUAAUAAACUAAAAAUCGGAAAUAACUAAUAUAACACUAUUGACUUUUUUUUUAUCUAGUUUUAGUAUAAAAACAGAUUUUUUUUUUUUACUGAAUAUGUGAUCAUUUUCUGAGGAUUUUUUUUUUUUUAUUUUUGAAAUCAUUAUUAUAAAUUAUACUUAGUUUUAAGAAGAGAAGACUUUAAAUGUUUAAAUUAUACGAAAUGUGAUGAAUAAAAUCAAAAAUAUAAAAAAACCAAAAUAAAAAACCAGCUAUUUUCAUUUUUAGAAAAAUAUAUAUUGCAGACCAAAGUAGAUAGGUAUUAUGCAGUCCGAUUGGUCUAUGCAUAAGACAGUCAAAUGCAUAGACCAAAGUAAAUAGCUUUUGUGCAGGUCGAUUGGUCUGUCAAUGAGACUGUCGUAUGCAUAGACCAAUCGGGCUGCAUAAUGCCUAUCUACUUUGGUCUGCAAUAUAUAUAGACCAGAAUAGGCACUAUUUUUACAGUCUACUUGGUCUAGCAUCUGACUG